Messenger RNA from Dibothriocephalus latus, 504 nucleotides. The record is from the annotation of a GenBank genome assembly. Lineage: Eukaryota; Metazoa; Platyhelminthes; Cestoda; Diphyllobothriidea; Diphyllobothriidae.
AUGCCAAAGAGGUCUGUGGCCCUAGACGUUUUUCAGAAAUGUGAAUACAUUGCCCCCGGCCAGAUGGGUAUAAUCCGAAACCCCAUGCUAAAAAAUGAGGUAUUACAGCGACCACAAUUGGGAAAACCGCUGUUGCGAGGGAGACCGAAACAGCCUGAGUGUUUCGUCUAUGGUAUGAAGAGCGAACAUGACCCAGAGGCACUCCUCCGCUGUUUGCGCUGGCCUAUUCCGAAGAGGCGAGCACGCUCAGACUUUCCGCGUGAUUUUCUGCGAACAAACAUCGAAAGUGCCAAGGCAGGUAUACACCCAGUUCCCGAUUGGGAGGCAUUUGCGGACAAAAAGGAUUUUAGGCUAGACACGACAAAACAGGCCCUGGGCAGAAACAAAAAGCCUCGUUUUCCGAAAAAUAUGACAUUUGGUCACCCAAUACGUCCGCAUACACCCAUUAAAUGUGUUUUGGAGCAUAAAUACAAGACGGAGUUCGAUGAGGCAGCGAUCGCGUGA